Cryptomeria japonica (Japanese cedar) is the source of this 3018-nucleotide messenger RNA. RefSeq names its product disease resistance protein Roq1. NCBI's taxonomy places the organism in Eukaryota, Viridiplantae, Streptophyta, Pinopsida, Cupressales, Cupressaceae. The record is from RefSeq and is a predicted model, not a curated record. Gene Ontology annotation, biological process: signal transduction; defense response. Gene Ontology annotation, molecular function: ADP binding. The coding region runs from base 168 to 1253 and encodes 361 amino acids. The transcript is spliced from 2 exons.
CAUCAUUUAUCGUGUCAGUCACGCUACAAUCGAUGAAAUUGAAUUAUUGGAGAAACAUUACCUAAUACGCAUUACUCCUGCUUAAAAGCUUUCAAAAAUUUCUCUGCUUUUGUCAAAAUUAGAUCAGUCUGAAUUAUAUUUUUCAUUCCUCUUUGGAAUCUGCGUUCAUGGCGUCUUCCUCUGUAUCUAAAAAGUUAUAUGAUGCAUUCAUAAGCCACCGAGGCCCUGACGUGAAAGACACUGUGGCUUUUGCGCUUUACGAAUCACUGGAGGAAAUGGGCUUUUGGACAUUUCUUGAUGAUCAAGCAUUACAAUUGGGAGAUCCAAUUGAAUCUGCCAUAAAAAAUGCCAUAUACUCUUCCAGUGUCCAAAUCGCCAUCUUCUCACCAGGUUAUGCGGAAUCCCCUUGGUGUCUAGAUGAACUGGUUGACAUGUUGGAUACCAAGGUUCUGUUUAUUCCUGUAUUUUGUGAUGUCCAGCCUUCUGACCUUCGCUACCCUCACAAGGGAGUUUAUGCACCUGCUUUCGCUCGACAUCAAGAAAAGAAGAGAUUCAGUGGCAGCAGGAUUGACCAGUGGAAAGCAGCCCUCCUCUCUUCUUCACUCAUCUCUGGCUACAAAUUCAACACAUCUAACGAUAAUGUCGAGAUGCUGUGUACAAAGAUUGCCUUGGCUGUGCAACAAGAGGUUGGGAAGCUAAAUGUCUUCCCAAGACAUGGGGAAGUUGCAAAACAUAAGGAAGGUCUUCAUUCAGAUGCGGCAGCAUCAACAAGUACAUCAGCACAGGUGAAGAAAUCUAGUCUUCUGCCCAGAUAUUCACAUCCAGUGGGGUUAGAAUCCAAAGUUGAAUGCUUGGUAGGCUUGUUGGAAGACCCACAAGUUCAAAUCAUAGCCGUUGUUGGUAUGGGGGGCUCAGGGAAAACAUUUCUCCUUCAAAUUGUCUACAAAGCCGUAAAAUCCAAGUAUGAUCAUUCUAUUUGGCUUUCUAUUUCUAGAUCUUAUUCUCUCAAGAAUUUGCAACAUGAUAUAGCCUCCCACAUAGGUAUACAUAGUGAACUUGUGAGUGAAGAGAGAGCGGCUGAAUUGAUUCAUGACUAUCUCCAAGGGAAAAGAUCUCUUAUUGUGUUGGAUGAUGUGUGGACUCUCUCUACUGAAAAUUCUCUGAUUGAUAAACUUGAUCUGCCAGCUGAGAAAGAUUGUAAAGUUGUGGUAACUACAAGAAAUAGGCAGGUUGCUCUAAAUUCAAGUGUUUGAAUUUAUGAGAUGUCAUAUUUGUCAGACGAACACAGUUGGAGGCUGUUUUGUGUUACCGCAUUUCCUGAUGGUGUGGGAAAUAGAAUUUUGAAGGACAUGGGAGAGGAAGGUCGGAAGAUUGUAAAGCAAUGUGGAAAUUUACCUCUUGCUAUCAAAACGAUAGCAGCAUCUCUGGCCAACACCAGACAUCCCAACAAAUGGGAGUUGAAGCACCGUCAUCUCGAAAGAGUAGUUGCUCCCAUUGGUGACCUUGACCCUGUCAUGGAGAUUUUAAAAUUGAGUUAUGACUCGUUGCCUGCACACCUUAAACCAUGUUUUGCAUAUCUUUCCUUCUUUCUCGAGGAUGAGGAGAUAUAAGCAGGGUAUUUGAUGUAUCUUUGGAUAGGAGAAGGAUUCGUCCCAGCAGGAGAAGACCAGUGGGAUAUGGCGUGGGCUUGGUUACAUCUACUUGUUCAGCUGUGUCUGCACAGCUUCAAGUAUAUGCGGAUUUUGAUUCAGGUUAUUCUGGUGCCUAUAAAUUUAAUAAAUUCUGUAAAAUUCAUGAUCUAUUGCAUGAUUUGGCCAUACACAUAGCGGAAGAAAAUAAAUGUGCCUUUUCUGUUGAGGAAAUCUCCACACAUACAAGUGGUGCCAGGGGCUGGAGUCGGAUUUUACUGGCCAAGAAAGGUGUACAUGUCAUCAAGACCAUCUCAGAGAGCCAUCCUGUUUAUCUCCGUACACUUUCACUAUCUCACAACAAGAUGAUUACAAGCAUUCCCACAAACUUGUUUACCACUAUGAGAGGACUGCGCGUUCUGGAUUUGAGCUCCACAGAUAUCUCUACACUGCCUGCGUCUGUUGGAAAGAUGAUUCUUCUGAAAGUUCUGAAUUUAACGGGUAUAGAUAUUCGGGAGUUACCAGAGUGUGUGAGACAUCUGAAAAGUCUCUUGUUUCUUGCUCUCCCUAUCUAUUGCUCUCAAUUACCAGAAUGGAUAAGCGAACUUCAAUGUCUUCAGUGUUUAGAAGGUCGGGGUAUUGAUCGCAUGCCAAAGGGAAUAUCAAAGCUGAUUUCUUUGAGAGCACUGCGAUCAUACUUGACAUUCUCCAAAGAAGAGGACGGAUCCAUACAGUUAGGCGAUUUGGCCAAUACGACUCAGCUUCAGGAACUAUGGUUAGAAAUUAGCCAUGAGAUGCAGAUGAAAAGGAUGGAAGAAUGUACCCUUGCACAGCUGGUAAAGAUGCGCUGUCUGGAAAUGUACAGUUACAUUGAUGAGAAAACGGAGCUUCUGCAGCUUCCUAAAAAUAUUACAGCAAUGAAACAUUUGGAAGAUCUUACAUUGUGCAGGUUUGUAGUUCCAAGUUGGAUAUGUGAUUUGGCAAAUCUGAAGCAAUUAUGCUUAGAAUAUUGUGAAUGCAGUGAUUAUCCUGAGUUGCAGAGAAUGCCCAACCUAGUGAGCUUACAGUUGUGUGGGAACCAGAGCUGCAGAGAAUUGCCCAAUGGUUUUGGAGAGUCCGGAGGGUUUCCACAACUCCGCCUUUUUUGGAUUAGUAGUUUCACAUUAUUAGAAGAGUUUCCUGAAUUGGAGGAGGGAACGAUGCCAUGUCUCGAGAAUUUCUAUCUAUUUAACUGUCCGAAACUGAAACUGAAGAGAUUCGAGAGGUUGAAAAGACUCAAGGGGUUUAAUUCAAAUUCAACAUGGACUAAUGUACCACUUGUACCUGAUAUAUAAAAGAACUACAUGGAAGAUUCAAGAUAUAAUAGGAAAAACAACAAAUUAUUUAGGUA